AAAUAAGUAGAUACUCGAGUGGGUAUAUUUAGCAGUUGCUUGCACACAAUCCGUAUCGAAUUUCUCUUACUUCCUAAGUGAAUAUCACUAAAUUAUAAAGAUGCUUAGAACUAAUAUUUUUGUGUUUGUUUCAACAAUGCUGGUUUUUGCGAAAACCUUACCAGCAUUAAAAAAUACUAAUGGUCAUGAGAUUAUUGAUGGGAACUGCUCCAGUACUCCUUACGAUGACAGGGUAUACUAUGACCAUGUUGAUAAAACCAGCUGGCCAUUCAUCAUCAGAUCUGAAACGGUCACGUACUACGGCGACAGACAAAUUUACUGCAUACAAGCUCUAAACCAGAAAGUUAAUGGGACUGGAGGAUCAGCUAACAUUACUGAAGGCGGCGUUGGACAUAAUUUCGUAGUUGUUGAACUAGAAUCAAACAGAAGUCAUGGACUGGAGUUUUACGUUUCCAUAUAUGCAAAAAAUAGUUCUAUAAAUGCCAUAAAAUCGCCCAUGGCUCAGAAUCUUUCUGAAUUUGAAUAAGUUAUAAUAGAAUAUUCUAAUAAAUACUACCACGCGUAA
Messenger RNA from Ceutorhynchus assimilis (cabbage seed weevil), 565 nucleotides. The record is from the annotation of a GenBank genome assembly. Lineage: Eukaryota; Metazoa; Arthropoda; Insecta; Coleoptera; Curculionidae.